AUGACAACCACGUCUUCUUCCUCGGCAGCUAUUCCGUUAACGACCGAAUUUGCACCCCCAGCCUCGUGUUCCAGUCUUAGCUGGGUUUCUUCCGAUUGCAUGAAAAGCACUUGCGAUGGCGUCUACAACAUAGUACGAACACCCGACACAGACUGCUUUCCCUCGGGAUGGGCUACCACGCAGACCUGGUUCUCACCGGGUUAUUAUUGCCCGACUGGAUAUACCGUGGACAAAACUGAUAUCGUCACGAGUGGGUUGGGUAUCACUGAGACCCAAGCGAAAUGCUGUCCUGAAGGAUUUGCAAUUGCGACCAAGUCCCCCCUUGUUUGGUAUACAGCUGAGCCUUGCACCGCGAUAAGCAGCGGGGCUACAACCAUUACUUACACUGUGCUCGGCGCGACACCAACUACUACAACCGCAAUCACCUACAGAAAUCCUAUUGUGCAUGCGUAUCCUAUUGAGCUCAGGUGGCAAUCCACCGACCACCCUGACCCGGCUAUAACCAGUUCCGUGACGGAAACUUCACCUGCCAGCUCCGCGACCUCAACAACCUCCACAACCUCCACGGCCGCCGCAGACAACACAUCAGGCCUAUCACCCGGGGCAAAAGCAGGUAUUGGAGCUGGCGUCGCUGUUGCCGCUAUCAGCGUGAUUGCUCUCGCACUUCUCUUCUGGUUUCGACAGAAGAGGAGCCGGAAAAGCUCUGCGCAGGCCCCCGACGGAUCUGUUCGUGAUGGACCGGCAUUCAAAAAAACAGUUCCAUCAGAGCCCGUGGAGCUACCUACACACUCGGACCCAUGGACACCUGAACUGCACGGAGACUUUUCACCAAUGUCUGAGCUUGGUAGCGAUCGUGUGUGUAGUGAGCGUGGGUAUAGUGCGCGCACACAUAGCGAGCGUGCGCACAGCGAGUACGGGCAAAUUUGA
This is a messenger RNA of Penicillium canariense, 927 nucleotides long. RefSeq lists its product as uncharacterized. Lineage: Eukaryota; Fungi; Ascomycota; Eurotiomycetes; Eurotiales; Aspergillaceae. The record is from RefSeq and is a predicted model, not a curated record. The transcript is spliced from 2 exons. Bases 1 to 927 code for a protein of 308 amino acids.